UCACAGUCUCUCCUUCUCUCAUUUUCGCAGCCGGGAAAAGAAAAAAACUUGUCAUCCCCUUCGACGAUGCCGGCGAAAGAGAGGACGGCGAAGGUCAGCAGAAACCCUGAUCUGAUCAGGGGAGUUGGUAAAUACUCGAGGUCGCAGAUGUACCACAAGAGAGGUCUCUGGGCUAUCAAGGCCAAAAACGGCGGCGUUUUCCCUCGCCACGACGCCAAGUCCAAGGCUGAUGCUCCGGUGGAGAAGCCUCCGAAGUUCUAUCCAGCUGAAGACGUGAAGAAGCCUCUCGCCAACAGACGCAACCCAAAACCCACCAAGCUCAGAUCAAGCAUCACUCCAGGGACAGUGUUGAUUAUUCUUGCUGGUCGGUUCAAGGGCAAGAGAGUUGUCUUCUUGAAGCAGCUUUCUUCUGGUUUGCUUCUUGUGUCCGGACCGUUCAAGAUCAAUGGUGUUCCUUUGAGACGUGUUAACCAGUCUUAUGUGAUCGGCACGUCCACAAAGGUUGACAUCUCUGGAGUAAGCCUUGAUAAAUUUGAUGAUAAGUAUUUUGGAAAAGUUGCUGAGAAGAAGAACAAGAAGGGAGAAGGAGAGUUCUUCCAAGCAGAGAAAGAGGAGAAGAAGGAGAUUCCACAAGGGAAGAAAGAUGACCAGAAGGCUGUGGAUGCAGCUUUGAUCAAAGCCAUUGAAGCAGUUCCUGAGCUGAAGACUUAUUUGGGCGCCAGGUUCUCAUUGAAACAAGGGAUGAAGCCACAUGAGCUUGUUUUCUAGAUUUCAAGGCCUGUUUGUCUCCUUUAGCUUUUAACAUCUGAACGGUUGGUCUUGCUCUUGUUUCUUGUUCACCGAUCAUAGACAAUUUUCGGCUUCUUGUUUUACAUAUUUAUAUUUUAUAUAUCAUGUUCUUGAA
Molecule: messenger RNA, 904 nt
Organism: Brassica napus (rape)
Lineage: Eukaryota; Viridiplantae; Streptophyta; Magnoliopsida; Brassicales; Brassicaceae
Product: 60S ribosomal protein L6-2
Exons: 4
Coding region: 67-768 (233 amino acids)
Biological process (GO): cytoplasmic translation; ribosomal large subunit assembly
Cellular component (GO): cytosolic large ribosomal subunit; ribosome
Molecular function (GO): structural constituent of ribosome; RNA binding
Source: RefSeq, a predicted model, not a curated record